AUGAAGUUCUCACACAGCAUCCAGUUCAACGCUGUUCCGGACUGGAGCAGUAACUACAUAUCCUACAGCAACUUGAAGAAGCUCAUCUAUUCUCUGGAGAGACAGAUCAAUAAACCGCAGGGAGAAGCACAAGAUGAAGAAAACACCUCACUACUUGGUGGGUCGCUCGACCCUGAUACCACCUUCAAGCGCAUGCUUGACUCGGAACUGGACAAAGUGUGCUCCUUCUACCGGUUGAAAGAGCUCGAAAUUUUCGGCGAGCUCGAUCAGUUCUUGAAGGACGCACAAGAUUACGAGGCCGAGACGCAAGAUGUCAAUAUGGACGAUGUUGUCGACACGGAAAAUCAGCGCAGAAUGAGCCGGUCGCAGAGUGUCUUCAACGCCCCAUUUCGGCGAAAGAGGAGGAGGUCCACCAUGAGUGUGAGCUUCGAAGAGCCAGAAUUGGAAGACGACAGCGAUAGUGACGCUGAAGACAGCGCGGCCAUGCUCAAGAAGAAGCCUUCAAUGAAGCCAAGGAGUAAGAGUGCGUUUCAGACUACACCCGAUCUCUCUGGCAUGGCCGAGUCUCGCGAAGAUCUCCGAGCACCAGAUACCUCCCCUUCCUUCCUGAGAAGGAGACCGAGUCUCGCGCUCGAGCUGGAUGCCAACGACCCCGGUCAAGUAUCGGCCUUGUAUGAUUCGGGCAUUACUCUGAAGAAGAGGGCAAUCAGUCUGUACGUCUCGUUGUGCGAACUGAAAUCUUUCAUCCAACUCAACCAGACUGGGUUCAAAAAGGCCACCAAAAAGUACGACAAGGUGUGCAAUCGGGAUAUCAGGAAGAACUACAUGGAGAAAGUGGUUAAUCCAUCGUACCCCUUCCAGGAAGCCACCUUGGGUCAUCUUGAGGAGAACAUCGCAAAGGUAGAGAAGGUGUAUGCAGAUAUUGUGACGAAAGGCGACCAGGACAUGGCUCGAAGGGAACUUCGACUUCAUCUCCGCGAGCAUGUCGUAUGGGAGCGGAACACCGUCUGGCGAGAGAUGAUUGGGAUUGAGCGAAAGGCACAAGCUGCAAACCUCGGCAUCAGACAAACCCUUCUCGGAGGAGGGCAGGAUCCUUCACGGGUCCGGUUGCAAGGCGAUCGAGAUGCAUCCGAGUCAAAGGAGAUUGUGACACCGGUUGGGCGAUACAGGUGUCCAAGGUGGCUGUUCAGCUCGACGUUCUUUACUCUGGUCACCACUCUAGCCAUCUUCCUGCUGUUACUUUUCGUUCCUAUCCUGAAGAAACCGGAACAGCAGAACUGUUUCGCCAUGCUCAUCUUUGUUUCGCUGCUUUGGGCGACCGAGGUGAUUCCUCUUUUUGUCACCUCAUUGCUCAUCCCAUUCCUGGUGGUGGUCCUGCGAAUCAUGCGAUCCGACGACAAACCUCAUCAACGACUCGACUCGAAAGCAGCGACCAAGGCUGUUUUCGCCGCCAUGUGGACACCGGUCAUAAUGUUGCUGCUCGGCGGCUUCACCAUCGCGGCCGCGCUCUCCAAAUAUCACAUCGCAAAGAUGAUGGCCACUUUCGUUCUGAGCAAAGCCGGCACCAAGGCCAGGACUGUGCUCAUUACGAACAUGUUCGUCGGCAUGUUUUUGAGCAUGUGGAUCUCGAAUGUCGCCGCGCCUGUGCUGUGCUUCAGCAUCAUCCAGCCAAUGCUGCGCAAUCUACCCGCAGACAGCAACAUGUCCAAGGCUCUGAUCCUGGGCAUAGCAUUGGCGUCGAAUAUCGGCGGCGCAGCCUCCCCGAUCGCAUCACCCCAGAACAUCAUUGCGUUGCAAAACAUGAAGCCUAGUCCGAGCUGGGGCGUCUGGUUCUUCGUCGCCUUGCCCGUGUGCAUCAUCAGCAUCGUGCUCAUCUGGCUUCUGUUACUCGUUUCGUUCAAGCCAGGACGAGGUACGACCAUUGUCCCCAUACGACCGAUGAAAGACAAACUCAACGGCGUCCAAUAUUUCAUCAUCUCGGUCACUCUAGUCACGAUCGUGCUCUGGUGUACUUCUCACCAAUUGGAAGGGAUAUUUGGCGACAUGGGCGUCAUCGCCAUCAUCCCCAUGGUUCUCUUCUUCGGCACGGGUAUCUUGACCAAAGAAGACUUCAACAAUUUCCUAUGGACGAUCAUUAUUCUGGCUGCCGGAGGUUUGAGUCUGGGCCGUGCCGUGUCCUCGUCAGGUCUUCUACACACGAUCGCCAAAAGUAUUAUCGAGAACGUGGAGGAUUUGUCGGUGUACGGUGUUCUCGUGGUCUUUGCAGCUCUCGUGCUCGUUGUUGCCACAUUUAUCUCUCAUACCGUGGCGGCUCUGAUCAUCCUCCCGCUCGUACAACAGGUUGGGGCGAGUAUGAAGGAACCUCAUCCGAACCUACUGGUGAUGGGCAGUGCGUUGAUGUGUAGUGCUGCUAUGGGGCUGCCUACUUCGGGGUUUCCAAACAUGACCGCAAUCAUGAUGGAAGUCCCCGAAACAGGCGUGCGAUAUCUCCACGUCAAGCACUUCCUGACCCGCGGCAUUCCGUCAUCGCUCCUCACGUUUGGCGUCGUUAUAACGGUGGGCUAUGGCUUGAUGGUGGCUACAGGUCUAUAA
This is a messenger RNA of Capronia epimyces CBS 606.96, 2592 nucleotides long. RefSeq lists its product as uncharacterized. The record is from RefSeq and is a predicted model, not a curated record. The transcript has 2 exons. Gene Ontology annotation, biological process: phosphate ion transport; polyphosphate metabolic process; monoatomic anion transmembrane transport. Lineage: Eukaryota; Fungi; Ascomycota; Eurotiomycetes; Chaetothyriales; Herpotrichiellaceae. Gene Ontology annotation, cellular component: membrane. The coding region runs from base 1 to 2592 and encodes 863 amino acids. Gene Ontology annotation, molecular function: phosphate transmembrane transporter activity.